AUGCUUUCCUAUGUGCUUCAAACCAAGCAGUUGAUAUAUGGAAUGUCACUGUGGGGCUACUCCAAGAUAGUAGUCCUGCUUGAGUCGAGGUCACGCAGCAUUUCAGACACGGCAGUUGCUGAACGUUUAGUCUCGAUUGUGAGAAUGUCUAACACUCAACAGACCGGCUUUGAGCAAGUUAUUUCAAUCAGAAUUUGCAACAAACUUGAUGCACAGACACACAGGAGGAACAAACAGGAAGCCGCUGAUGCCAUGACAAAGACUUCAGGCCGCUUCUGGCAGGUACUCAGCUCUUCUCUCUUAUUGUACUGGAGUCUUGCCCCGGCGAACGUUGUGACCAAAGCACCCCUGUUUCGCUUGAGCCGCUGCCAGCAGCAACUGCCUUCCUCUAUAGAUGUCUCCGCAGUGCGGCGGAAGUUCAUCCGCCUCAGCCAGGAACAAUUUCAUGAAGAGGAAGCUGAGCCUGUGGAGGAGCGAGCACGGACAAGGCAGAGAUUUGAGACAGUCGAGGAGUUUAGCAUUCUCUUCCAAGCCAAUGACAAGGACCUCGAGCAGUCUUCCAAGAGUGCUGAAGAAGUGUCCUUGUGGGCUAUGCACGAGCAGGCACUAGUCGAUGCGAUGGAGGAUGGAACUAUUUUUUGGCAGCCCCGCGUGACCGGGGACCUUGCGUGGAAGCGACUGAGGGACCAGGACCCAGAGAGCUUGGAACGCUUGGAACGUCAGGAGUCUCACCACGGAAGGAAGAGGAGAGGCAGAAGAAAGAUGGGGCAUUUGGGCAAGAAGAGAUAG
This is a messenger RNA of Durusdinium trenchii, 789 nucleotides long. The record is from the annotation of a GenBank genome assembly. NCBI's taxonomy places the organism in Eukaryota, Dinophyceae, Suessiales, Symbiodiniaceae.